Cryptomeria japonica (Japanese cedar) is the source of this 1593-nucleotide messenger RNA. RefSeq lists its product as uncharacterized. The record is from RefSeq and is a predicted model, not a curated record. The coding region runs from base 1 to 1593 and encodes 530 amino acids. NCBI's taxonomy places the organism in Eukaryota, Viridiplantae, Streptophyta, Pinopsida, Cupressales, Cupressaceae. The transcript is spliced from 9 exons.
AUGACUUGGAAGAACUUUGUGAAGGUGGAGACUACCAACCCUUUGGCUAGCAAAGGAAAAGGUUUUGUUCUCAUUGUGACUGUUUUACUGGGCUUCUUUGUGAGUUUGACAACGGUUGUUGCUUUGUCUCUGUUGUUUAACUAUUUUCGGGGGUGGCUACUUCCAGUUUGCAAGGAAUUUUCGACGGUGCUCUGUCAGUUUGAAGCCGUGAAUAGUUUGAAUUUGCAAGUUUGGAAGGCAUUUUCGAGGUUGCUUUGUGAGUUUCACACUGUGCAUGCUUUGAAUUUGCAAGGGUUGUUACUUUGUCUAUGUUAUUUAAUUGUUUGUGGGCAUGACUACUUCCAGUUUCCAAGGCAUUUUCGCAUAACUUUGGAUAUAGUUGUCGAGUUAGGUUUUGUUGUGGCUCUGACUGAAUGGUUUGAAUUUGCAAGUUGCAAGACUGUUUUGUUCAGCUUGUUUCUGAGGUUCUCGCCGUUAAUAGUUUUACGUUGUCAGGAAAAAACCCAAGAGUAUGUCCCUACCCCUUUUGCAAUUCAAUCUAUCAAUGCUGGGGAUGACCUUCCUUCAACAUUGCUACAAGUUUUGUCAUUUCAGAAAAUGCAGAACAACACAAAUGAUACUGACAGACAUAAAUUAGUGUUAUCUGAUGGCACAUACAUGACUAUUGUAAUACUUAGUCUAGAAGUGAAACAAAGUGAUUGCCUGUCCUUUGGUAAACCAGUAUACUUGUUCAAAAAACAACAACCAGAAAUGAUGUCUGAGGACAUACCAUCAACAUCUAAACGAUCUCUUCAAUUGGCCACUGAAUUGCCAUCCCCACAAACAACAACUUCUGAAAAUAUAAGCCCUAUCAAAACUUUGAAUCCAUACCAAAAUAAAUGGACAAUCAAAGGGAGAGUUACUCAUAAACGCCCUAUUAAGGCAUAUAACACAACCACAAAAAAUGGCCAUGUGUUUAGCUUUGACAUUGUUGAUUGUGAAGGUUCUGAAAUUAGAAUUACAUGUUUUGAUGAGAUAGCUAAGUUACACUCUAACUGUGUGGACAUAGGUUCACAUUAUCUUAUUUCAAAGGGAUCUAUUAAGGAGGCAAAUGCAAGGUACAACAAACUAAACAGUCAUUUAGAAAUCACCUUGUCUGAUGCAUCCAUACUGAAACGCUACACCAACGAAGAACAAGCAAAUCAACAAGGUCCUCCUUUCACGUCCAUUAAUGAAUUGUUUCAUCUAACAAAUAACACGUUGGUUGACAUAAUUGGCCUUGUUCUAUAUGUUGGAGAUAUCAUUCCAAUACACAGGAAAGAUGGCAGUCAAACACACAAACGUGUUGUGAAAAUUAGUGAUCUAUCUAAUUCAACAAUUGACAUCAACCUAUGGGGUCCAAUGGCAGAACAAAAAGGCCUAGAAUUGAAAAAUAUGUUGAGAAAUGAUAGUGUGGUUAUCCUUGCUUUACGUAAUGCUCGUGUUGGCUAUUUCAAUGGGAAGCUUAUAAACAUAACAACUGCAACCACAUUACAUAUCAACCCAACUUUUCCAGAAGCAGAGCUUCUAAUGUUAAGAGGAAAGGACCCUUUGUUGCAGAAACUAUCCACAUAG